Messenger RNA from Rhipicephalus microplus (southern cattle tick), 7475 nucleotides. RefSeq lists its product as uncharacterized. The record is from RefSeq and is a predicted model, not a curated record. NCBI's taxonomy places the organism in Eukaryota, Metazoa, Arthropoda, Arachnida, Ixodida, Ixodidae.
AAGCAGGUAGGCAGGGUGACUUUGGGGCACGGGUCGACGUGAAAGCUGCUUGCACUGCCGCCGCCGCUCGAUUGCUGGCUCGCCUCCUCGUGGCUUCUGGAGCUGCCGUUCCACUCCGCGGGCUUCAGGAGGCGUCUCUCGGGGCCCCCGCGUGACGCCAAUCAACGACCGAGUCCGGCUGUCCCUUCUGCGCAGAGGACGCCGAGAGUGGGUGUCGCGACGACGCAAAGAAAAGCGCUGUUGGGUAGCGUCGCUUUCUGCGUUGACCUGUCAUCGUCACGGUGAGGCGUCUGUCGAAGUCUCCUGCCUCUGGACCCCGCAGCUCAGGAGGUCCCUCUUGGACGAUCCAAAGGUCUGCGUGACGUCCUCUGCCGGAAGAGCAGUGAGAGCCACCGCAUGGUCAGAAAAGGAGCCGGUUGACGUCAUCGACAAAUCCCGUGACCCGGCCGUGGUUCUUCGUCCCUGAAGGAUGCUCUUAAUCGGCGAGUGACACCGAACUGGCCAACGCGAGCGCGAGGGUAACUCCGCAAGUUAACGUGCCUAGCCAAGAGCACCGGUGUCGAGCUGCACUGACCUGCACAGUGCCGUGCCCAAACCAGGAAUAAGGAAGGACUGCCAUCAUUUAUCUACUUCUCUGACAUCUCGAAGCACCGAGGGGAACCAGCACGGUCUGAAUAAAUUCGCUAUCACCGUUAUGGGGUGCCUGGGCUCCUGAUCAUGAAACAAAGUGUUCACGUGCGUGUUCUCCAUGUCGACUGCGUUUAAUGGAGGAACCGGCUUCUUGAUUGGAUACGCGCUGUGAUUCCACUGGUUACUGGUUUGCCACGACGUGUUGAUCUACUUGUUUUCUUUUGUUUUAUUCUCCCGGAUACGCAAGCAUCGGUGAUUUGCUGACUUCUUCGUUCCGUGCGAUGGGCGUAGUACGUUGGAGUAUUCACCGGUCUCUGGGACGCUCUCGACAUGUCGGCGGAACUCAGUCUGCAAGGGGAUGACUUCACCCGGCAGAUGUGGCACAUGUACAACACUUUCGAGGACGUGGUCGUGGGAGGAACGCUGCCGCCUACUGACCAGCCGGCCGCCGGUGACGCCCAGCAGCAACAGCAGCAGCACACCUUGCCGCCGAGUCAACAACCGCCACCGCCAGCAGCAGCCGACGACACUGCAGCUCCUGCCGCCAUCGCUGUCGGCGGCCUGCGCGGAGACGACGCUGCCACCCCGGCACAGACGACGGCCGCUCCGCGACCGCCGAAGCCCGUCCGCAUCCCGUCGUCGCCCGACGUGCGGCGAGACGCGUCGUCGCCGACGGCGUCGCCCGGCGCCCGCCGGAAGAAGAGGCCAAUGUCUCAGCGCUGCUCGUACGCUGCUUGCGGUAGCAGCGGAAGCAGCACCAGUAGUAGCAGUAGCGGCAGCCAGCAGCAGCGAAGCUCCCUGUCUUCCUCCGGCAAUCCGCUGCUGGACACGAUUGGCUCCAUGACGUACGACCCUUGCUGCGAGUCGGACGACUACUACGACCUCGCCAGCGUGUACCUACAGCGGCGCCAGGCGCGCCAGCACAGCGACGGCGAGUCCAUCGCGUACGCGGGCUCUAUCGACAGCGGCUACAAGAGCCUGUGCCCGACGCCCGAGAUACCGGACUACGAUGCCGAGGCCAAAUCUUCCAGUAAGGCUGCCGUCGCUCUGGCACAACCCUCUACGGCCGCCGCGACGUCCAGGCUCGCAGCACCUGCUUCCGCGGGAGGACAACAGGGCCACAAGCCGACGCAGGAGGAGCUUGACGCCGACCUGGACCACCUGAUGCAGCUGCGCCAGUCCCUGCUGACGGCCAUUGCUCGUUGCGAGUCACCGGUGAGUCCGAAGAGCAGUAGCAGCAGCCCCCGUGCGGGCUCGGCGGGUGACAAGACGGUGAGGUUCAGCACCGAGAAGCUGACCUCGGCGCCCUCGUGCUCGCCGGCCAAGGCACCCGGAACGCGGGCCAAGCCUAUCCUCAAGGACCCGCUUUGCGCCAAUCUACGUGCCAACCUCGAAAGGCCCGACAGUGGUGGGACCUUGGAAGAAGAGAUCGACAGCCUCCUUUGUGGAGGCAAACCCGACUACUACGACCUGGAUGCCCGGUUCCCGCCGUCAACGUACGUGACCAUGGUUGAGGAGAAGUACCGCUCCAACGCGGGAUACAGCGUCGCCAAGGUCAAGUGCUUGAAAGAUAAAUGCCAAGAGACCUCCAAAGACCAUAAUAACGCAGCGUUGACAGCCGAACCAAGCCGACGUUCUCAAAGUCACAGUAGGCAACAGCACCAAAAGCCACAACACCACCAACUGGAUACCAUACCACUGGCAAUGGGCACGUACAACCCCCCUAUUGCUCCUAUUGAGCCAACUGUUUCGCGCUCAGAGAGGAGUGUCACUGGCCACCCUGUACCCGCACCGCGCGUUACAGCCACUCACGGCAUGACCGCUGCCGGCAGUGUGAAGCCGUGUUCUGUCAAGCCUACCAUCAUGCGCUCUGCCAAGUCACGCUUCAACGAGGUCGCCAAGUGCAUGCUCGAGAUUAUCGAGGACCUUCAGCACAAGAAGAUCACGGAGCCUCGACCAGCGAAGAUUUCUUCCAGCAAGCUGUCCGUGACGGCUACAACAGCUGCCUCGUCUGCAUCGCAGCCUCUACGGGACACUCACAUAGGUGGUUCCAGAGGAGGGCCCACAGCGGUGCAGUCACAACAACAGCAGCAGCAGACACAGAGGCCACUCUCAGACUCGGAGUACCACGUCUACGAGGAGGUCUUGUACGACUUUGUGAAUUCGGCCGGGAGUGUGACGUCAGAGCUUCAGCGGCCGCCCCCGCCACUUCCGGCGAGGCCCAGUGAACCAGGCCACCGACCCAAGCAGAGGAGCAACCUGUACUCUCUUGUACGCAACCAGGAGGAGAGGCGCAACAUAUCGAAGUCGCUCGAACAGGAAUGGUCCGGUGACCGGGCAGGACGGUUGGAAGACGAGUACGGGUUUCGCUCUGUGACCAACUCUUAAGACUAUGUGCGAGCGUCGUCAGGUGGUCAGGACUAUCUGGCUUCUCAUGGGUGACCAUCCGGAUUCGACUGUGCACGCGUCAGUGUAGGGACAUUCUGACGUCAUACAUCGCACUACCCGGCUGAAAUUGAGGAGCUCUCGCUGCAGUCAGUCGUUGGCGUGAGAGCUCGCGCAUGGAUGUGAAUACAAAGCGACGCUGGACUUGCGCGUGUGUGCAACCUUUGACAACAUAGUGACUUCCUCGGACUACGCGAGUGCUCACAUGAGUGCGUUUAUCAAGCGCAUCCUCUUAAAGACUAAUGGGUCAAACAAAAUAUUUAAACCUCUCAGGGGAUACAAAAGCCCAUGUGUUCAUAUGUACUACGCUUUGUGCAUUGUGACUGCGGAGUAUGGGCAAACGGUGAGAAAAAAAAUGAGGCAAUGUCACUGAUGUGGGCAUGCUCCCUCUUCAAUUGUUGUGGCCUCACAAAUAAUGCACGCGGACAUGCUACCGAACGUUUUGGCCAACGUUAGUAUUUAGAUAUAUAUGGCUUGUUCAUAUAGUUGUGGCCAAAACUUACGUAACAGGGAAGGAACCUUGUUGAAAUCUUCAGUGUUCUCCAAUUUUACUGAAAUAUUUGUGAACAUAUCAAUUGCGAAUUAGAAUUGAGUUGAGAGUGCACAUUUUUAGCCGAUUUAUGUGGAGUUGAAUGUUAUGACAGUUCAUCAACACAAAAUAUUCGGCAAUUACCUGAGCACUUUUCUGCACAAUCAUCAGCACUGCAAUACAGUUCAGAUAAUCUGUUUCUUGUUGGAAUCCUCCCCGGCGCAUUAGUUUUUGUUUGGCCUUGAAAUAUAUCAGCAAUGUGUUGCCAUAUUUGCAAAUGAGAUGCGCUGAUUAUCUCGGCAGCUCGGUACAGGCACCUUACAGAAAAACGUGAACUUAAUUAGUUGCUUUCAAGCAGAAAUAGUGGCUCUCAAAUAGCAUCGACAGUGCUUAAUCGUCUCAUGACGUUUUAUGCCUCAGAAAAUAGUUGAGAGCUCGUAGCCAGUGUGUCUGAAUAUUGUUCGAACUUUUUAUGGUCAUUGCAGCAUUGACAACUUGGCCGAGCUUGUCUUUUCGUAUUUUCUGGGUGGCAUUUGUUUUGCAAACAUGAGAACACGAGACAUUUGGCUGCUAUCAACCGCACGCUGUAAAAAAAUUUUCAGAACAACCCUGAGUCAGAUUUUCCAAGCAAAUCAGUGCUGGAGGCAGUGCUUUCCUGUGAGUUAUGGUGGUUAGCCGAACUAUCUACGGAUGUUAAUUGCAUUAGAGAGGCCUAAGUGAUAUUGUAAUGGGAAAAAAUGUAGUGCUCAUCACCUCUAUUUCAUCAGGCCCCGAACUAGACUGACACAAAAAUACAAUGUCUUAGUUUCCAUACUGGCCCUUUAAAAUCCAUGAUCUCACCUCUCGGACAUCACCACGAGCAAACGGGGUUGAAAUUCAUGAAGUGACCUCGUAUCGAACCUUUCACACCAUAUCUACAACACUAACUCUGGUUCUCAGAACAUCAUAGCAACCAUAUAGUGUGGUCUCUUAACCACACGUGGUCUCUUAACCACAAAGUGUGGUCUCUUAACCACAAAGGUUCGUCACUAUGCUCGGUUACGUGAAACGAUGGUGUCUCUAGUAGUCAGCUUGGUGCUGUUGUAAAGAUACGUAAACACCAUCUUUAUCGCGUUGCGGAAGAGGUCAUCUACUGCACACACAAAAGCGUAUAGGGCAGCUCCGGGGUUAUCAGCUCACAGCUUGGUGAUCGGGCGUUAUCGUCUGGUAGCUCAGUUAUGUGUCACUGCCAUAUUGCUCUUUUUGAAAAACGUUUGAAGCUUUUGCAACGAUAGUAGCAUUUGUGCAAGCCUAUACAACAACAACCUUGUCGGUUAGAUAAAUAGUUGGUGUUCCGAACUUCGAUGUCUGUCAGUACAGUCCUAAGCAUAAUAUCACAGAUACCGAAUAACUAUCUCCAAGAAUCAUUGCACAACUUUUUUUUUCUGUAAUGUAAGGGAGAUUUAUGCUAAAGUACAGAAAAUGUAAUUAUUCAUACAUACCCUUUAGUAUAGCUCAUCAUCGCAAGCUACAGCCCAUGCAAUCGCAGUUACACAAUGCGGUGAUUUCGAAUCGAUACUUAAUAUGCAAACCAGAAACGCUCUGCGUAUUUGCUAUUUAGUUCAAAAAAAAAUGGACACGUUCACCUUCAAAACUGCUUUAUCAGUAAUUCACAAAUGGCCACAGAAGUGUUGAGGUGGUAGUCAAAACUUAACGAAGUGUGCCGCUUCAACGUCUACGUUUUAAGGUGCGUAGUAAUAGAACUGACCGCACGGUCGAUGCUAUUUUCAACGCAGGGGUACAUGUCUAAAAAACAAAGAAAAAAAAAGUUGACACAUUACAUUGUUACUCUACACACUCAAAUUAAGCAAAUUAGCACAAAGUAUGUUCUCAACGCAGUCACGACUGUGUGCCUCAUGCAAGAUAAUCAGUAUAGUUUUUCCUAUUUAACCUAACGUUAUUGUUGUCAAGCUUGAUAGCUAGCACGCACAUGCCAGACACUGUGAAGAUUUACUUCAAACGGGCACAGUGGCAGACUACUGUGGUACUGCGCUCCUUCAAAACUGCUUAUCUGUCUCAUUGGUCCGCACGCAAGGAGGAAAUUGUUAGCCGUGUAAUCUGAAUGACGACUGCCAAACUAUACUUCCUCGACACCUUUUGUGUGGGGACUACAGUGCUAAUUACUUCAACAUGUGAUAUUCUCAGUUGAAGAUUUUUUAGAUUUUUUGUUUUUAUGCAGAACACUUGUGAAAGUUUUACUGUUUUUUUUUUGCGUGCUAUUACGCCUGCUACAGUUAUAAGCACACGAACUCAUCAGAACAUUUUAAAGUUUGACGGAAUGUGGACCUGUUUUCCAAGUGUAGUUGUAACAUACUUCAUCAGGUAACUGUCCCGAUGCAUCUUGCCGUAUCACACUAUGGGUAUAGAAAGCUGCACCAAUGACCUAUUAGAAAUAAGCAACUAUUAAUAGCAUAUUUACAGCACACAUUAAUCUAAUUCUUCGCUACUCAUUAAGCAUUCUUAUCCUUCUUUAUGAUAGUUGAAACAAAAGCUAUGAAGAAACUGAUUCGAAAGUGCGUAGUAUACGAUCCCGUUAUACUAUAAACGUUUCAUACUGUAAAGUGGUGCGCGUAACAGGGUAUUCUGAGGAGCCUUCAUAUGAACGCACUUACACACAAUCUGCAGUCGCAAGUUCCAGACACCUCACGCAACCAUUUAUGUCUACAACAGGUAGGUCGUUUAUAUUUAUCUCGCAUCACUCGACAACAAACUGCAUGCACUUUUAUCGCCUCAGGGUAUCAGUCUAAGACCACUACAAGGCGUUCUGCACAGUUUGCAUGUCCAGUGUACACCUUCCUCCACCUCUACAUAAGGUGCAGCUUGUUAACUCUGACAUAUCAUGCUUGGAAGACAAAAUACCGCACGCAUAUCGUCUACGUAAAUGUUGUUGGAUGAUUAUUCUUUGCAAAUGAUUAUUAUUGGUUACAACUUGCCUGCAUAUUUACCUCAACCCACUUACAUACGCAUAAAUGUUUGUUGGCACUGCAUCAUGACGCAAGUGCAACGCGGAAUUGCGCGAUCGGAAUCACCGUUAGUAGGCAGAUAUAUAGACGUUGUGCACCCAUUGAAGAAACAGAUCUCGAUCUUACACAUGAGCAACAGUUUGAAGAACUUUUCCCGGACUGCCCCGACUUUCGUUACACGCCAAAUUCAGAAAACGCUCCUUGAAUGCAGAAUUUGACUUUCCACCGCCUUCGAUGCAGCACAAACGCGCUGCUUUGGGCGGUGCCAAGGCAGCACAAACGCACAAACGUGUUUCACACGCGCUGCAUUCAAGGCGGUCCCGGGCAAUUCGAAUUCCGGUCAAGGAGCAUUUCUGCACGCGGGAUCACAUAGACGUCAUUACCCAACAAAAGAAAUAAGGCUGUACUAUUUUUCCGUCGUUCAAAAUCCAAACUACCAGCACGCCGUUAGGCUUCGCCCUGAUGGCGGGCUACUCGAGGCAACGUAUGACCUCCCAUAACGGAAUAUGUGCUGUAAUGUUUUGCGCUGGUGCGACACUCCUAGUUUCGACAGUGAAGCAUUUUGUGUCACUGAUUCUUUGUCUGUGUAAAGAAAACGCUUGUCUCUCCCCAAAGCAGACAUAUCCUGAAAAGAAGUGUUGUACUAACGAUUGCUUGCGCUCAGCUGCAGGCUUUCACGUUGACAUAUACUCAUGUUCAGUUUUACAUCUAGGCGAAGACGUCUGGAGGAAAAAAAAAUGUAUAUAGAGAUGUUUCGGUUUUAAGAACUGCCCCCAUGAUAUAUUCACGCAUAUCGAAAGUUUACGUGAUGAAAAGAGUAGAACAUGUAUAUUUCAGUACGUGAAAUAAAUGUCUGUUUUUUUACGCCU